Striga hermonthica is the source of this 2775-nucleotide messenger RNA. The record is from the annotation of a GenBank genome assembly. NCBI's taxonomy places the organism in Eukaryota, Viridiplantae, Streptophyta, Magnoliopsida, Lamiales, Orobanchaceae.
AUGAGGACGUUUGGUGUUCGCUUUAUCAUUGUUCUUCUUUAUACUGUUCUUCUCAUGGAUAACACUUCAGCCCAGAUGCCAGGUUUUGUGAGUAUCAACUGUGGUAGUGCAUAUAAUUUUACAGAUGAGUUGGGCCUCAACUGGAGUCAUGACAAUUACAUGAAAAUUGGACAAGUGGUCAACAUAUCUGUAGCAAACGAGACCAGACAACAAUAUCAGACACUAAGAUACUUCCCGGCAGAUGAAAACAAAUAUUGCUACACACUAAGUGUUAUUAGUCGGACCAGAUAUCUUAUAAGAGCUACUUUUUUGUAUGGGGACUUUGAUAACAACAAUGUGUAUCCAAAGUUCGACAUCUCGCUCGGGCCUACCCAUUGGGCCACGAUAGUGAUUUCAGAUGCUAACACGAUAGAGAGUUCGGAGUUGAUUUUUCUGGCUACUGAACCUACCAUAAGCGUUUGUUUGUCCAAUGCUAAAACUGGAGUGCCUUUUAUAUCCACUCUCGAGCUCAGGCAGUUUAAUGGGUCCAUAUAUUUCAAUGAAUAUGAGAACCAGUACUACCUUAGUGUCUCGGCAAGGAUAAACUUUGGCGCGGAGAGUGAUGCAUCUGUUAGAUACCCAGAUGACCCGUUUGAUAGAAUAUGGCUCUCCGACUUGGUAAAAAAAGCAAACUAUCUCGUCGAUGUUGCUCCGGGAACUGAGAGAAUAUCUACCCAAAUGCCCAUAGACGUGAGCCGGGACGAGAGACCCCCCGAGAGAGUCAUGCAGACAGCUGUGAUCGGCCGAAACGGGACUCUCACUUACCGUUUGAACCUCGACGGGUUUCCCAGUCCCGGUUGGGCCUUCACGUACUUUGCCGAGAUUGAAGACUUAGGCCCAAAUGACAUCAGAAGGUUUCGGCUGAUGCUGCCUGGUGACCCUGAUGUCAGCAGGCUUGUCGUGAACAUUCAAGAAAAUGCGCAAGGAAAAUACCGAUUGUACGAGCCGGGUUACUACAACAUUUCAUUGCCUUUCGUUUUGUCUUUCAGAUUCGCCAAGACAUCAGACUCCACAUUGGGCCCGAUUUUGAACGCCAUGGAGAUAAAUAAGUAUCUGAAGAAGAGCGAUGGCUCGGCAGAUGGACCACUUCUUGCUGAUGUGGCCGCAGCUCAUUCGUCAGCCGAGUGGGCACUUGAAGGUGGUGACCCUUGCCUUCCAGCUCCAUGGUCAUGGGUCCAGUGUAAUUCAGAUCCCCAGCCAAAGAUAAUAUCAAUUAAACUUUCGGGGAAGAAUUUGAGUGGAUCAAUUCCAGCAGAGUUGACAAAGCUGAAUGGUCUAGUUGAGUUGUGGCUUGAUAAUAACUCGCUGAGUGGUCCGAUUCCAGAUUUUUCUGGAUGCCUCAACUUGCGAACAAUACAUCUAGAGAAUAAUCAGUUGACCGGUGACCUGCCUUCUUCAUUGGGAGAUCUGUCGAAUUUAAGAGACUUGUAUGUUCAAAACAAUAAGUUAUCAGGAAAUGUGCCAUCUGCUCUUCUUAAUAGAGAUAUAAGUUUGAACUUCACUGGGAACCCAGGUGUCCACAACAAUGGCAAUGGAGAAAACCGUAAAAAAAUCAUCAUAGGAACAUCAGUAGGAGCUGCUGUUCUGCUUAUUGCUACUAUUGCAGCCUGCAUUUUAUUACCGAAAGGCAAAAAAAAGCAUUCUCCUAAGCAAGGAAAAUUACAACAUGGCUUGUCUACUCAAAGGCUAGUUCCUUCCCUGGGUAGCACGGCAGCUGAAACUGCACAUUACUUCUCAUUAUCGGAAAUCGAGGCUGCUACAAGUAACUUUGAGAGGAAAAUUGGGUCAGGUGGAUUUGGGGUCGUAUAUUAUGGGAAACUGAAAAACGGUAAGGAAAUCGCGGUCAAGAUCUUGACUAAUGAUUCAUUCCAGAGCAAGCGAGAAUUUUCGAAUGAGGUCUCUCUUCUUUCGAGAAUACAUCAUAGGAAUCUAGUACAGUUUCUUGGAUACUGUCAAGAAGAAGGGAAAAGUAUUCUUGUAUAUGAGUUCAUGCAUAACGGGACUCUCAAGGAGCACCUAUACGGGCCCUUAACACGUGGAAGAGGAAUUAAUUGGAUGAAGCGCCUUGAGAUUGCUGAAGAUGCUGCGAAAGGAAUCGAGUACCUCCACACUGGCUGUGUACCAUCAAUUAUCCACAGAGAUUUGAAAACGAGCAAUAUUCUUAUUGACAAGAACAUGAGAGCUAAGGUUUCGGAUUUCGGCCUCUCGAAGCUAGCCAUCGAUGGAAUUUCUCACGUAUCAAGCAUUGUUCGAGGCACUGUUGGUUAUCUUGAUCCGGAGUAUUACAUCUCCCAACAGCUGACCGACAAAAGCGACGUUUAUAGUUUUGGUGUCAUCCUUUUGGAGCUAAUUUCUGGUCAAGAAGCAAUUUCUAACGAAAACUUUGGCGUCAACUGCCGAAACAUUGUCCAGUGGGCGAAACUGCACAUCGAGAGUGGGGACUUGCAGGGAAUUAUAGACCCUACACUGCACGAUUACGAUAUUCAAUCUAUGUGGAAAAUAGCCGAGAAGGCAUUGAUGUGCGUGCAGCCACACGGGAACACGAGGCCCUCGAUUUCCGAGGUCAUCAAGGAUAUUCAUGAUGCAAUAAUGGUCGAGAAAGUUCGGGAGGGAAACUCAGACGAGAUCUCGAGGCAUUCGGUUCACUCGUCCUUGAAAAUGGGGUCCAUGGACAUGGGAGCAAGUGAUCAUUAUUUAUCGAUUGAUGACUCGAUUGCGCGGCCCGUUGCUCGAUAG